This is a messenger RNA of Equus quagga, 3523 nucleotides long. RefSeq names its product scavenger receptor cysteine rich family member with 4 domains (gene SSC4D). The transcript is spliced from 14 exons. The coding region runs from base 745 to 2502 and encodes 585 amino acids. The record is from RefSeq and is a predicted model, not a curated record. Gene Ontology annotation, cellular component: membrane. NCBI's taxonomy places the organism in Eukaryota, Metazoa, Chordata, Mammalia, Perissodactyla, Equidae.
ACAUAAGGUCUCAUUUCGCUGGGAUAAAUGCCCAGGAGGGCAACUGCUGGGUCGCAGGCCGCCCAGUCAGUGGUAUUCUGUGACAGCAGCCGGAGCUAAGUGAUACCCUGGCUGAAAUAAACGCACGAGGGCGGAGGCUGGAGCAGCCAUCUCAGACCGUGAGAAGGAAGCCCUGUGUUGAGGAUGGCAGAGCAACAAGAGAGAAGAGAUCUGGCUCCUCAGUAGUCGUGGCUGUCAUACCAUUUCUAGAUCUCCUGCCAGGACUCGGAGGAGCAUGCCCCAGGGGACCGCUGCUCCUUUAGCCUGGGUCCUGGAAUGAGAGGCACACAGAGCGGACCUGAACCCAACCCACGGCCUGAAGUAGAGCUAGCACAGCUGAUGUGCAGAACCACGGGAAAGGAACUGUUGCUGUAAGCCAUUGCCAUCUGGGGGAUGUGUGUUAUGCACGUCAACACAGCAAGGACUAUGCAUAUGGGUUCUCUCGGUUACAUUAUCAGAGCUCAUGGGAUAAAACAAGGGAUGAAAGCUGUCCCUUGAAUCUCAUGACAUGGAGGUCUCUGGUGACCUUAGGAAGACUUGCCUCAGUGGAGUAGAGAGGACCGAAGGCAGACUGGAGCAAGUUGAGCCGCGAGUGAGAGAGGCAGAAAAAGUGAUUUGACUUUGGAUUGACUGUAGAAGAAGGGACAGAAAGAGCCCAGAACAUUCCCCCAGAUGUUCCAGCUGUGACUCCUCCAGGGCCCGUUGAUGGGACCAUCUGAAAGGUCGUCCACCAGCUGGACGCCAAAGGAAGCAGAGAUGUGCAUUGGUUCCCAGCUGGAUGAGAAGAGCAGGGGGUGGAGGCCAGGAGACGGGAGCAUCACCCCUCCCCUCCCCCCAGCCCUCUCCUUCCUCUUCCUCUUGCCGCUGGCCAGCGCCCUACAGCUUACUCCACUGCCCUUUCCAGAGCUAAGGCUGGUGGGGGGCCCGAGCCGGUGCCAGGGGCGCCUGGAGGUCCUGCAUGGCGGCUCCUGGGGCAGUGUCUGCGACGAUGACUGGGACGUGGUGGACGCUAAUGUGGUGUGUCGUCAGCUGGGCUGUGGUCUGGCGCUGCCGGUGCCUCGGCCCCUCGCCUUUGGCCAGGGUCGAGGCCCCAUCCUGCUGGACAACGUUGAAUGCCGAGGGCAGGAAGCUGCGCUGAGCGAGUGCGGCAGCAGAGGCUGGGGCGUCCACAACUGCUUUCACUAUGAGGAUGUGGCUGUCUUGUGCGAUGAAUUCUUGCCCACGCAGACCCCAACAAGGAAAGUGUUAACCAGUAAGGCACCCUCUACAACUUCCCAGAAUGGGAAAGGUGAGGGCAGCGUGCGCCUGGUGGGGGGCGCGGGCCCGUGUCAGGGCCGAGUGGAGAUCCUCCAUGGCGGCCUGUGGGGCACCGUGUGUGACGACGACUGGGGGCUACCGGACGCGGCCGUAGUCUGCCGCCAGCUGGGCUGCGGGGCUGCUCUGGCCGCCACCACCAACGCCUUCUUCGGCUAUGGCACGGGGCACAUCCUGCUGGACAACGUGCACUGCGAGGGCGGCGAGCCCCGCUUGGCCGCCUGCCUGAGCCUGGGCUGGGGCGUGCACAACUGCGGCCACCAUGAGGACGCCGGCGCGCUCUGCGCAGUCCUGGGCCUCCCGACUCUCGCAGCACUGCCACCCUCAGCCACCAGAGAGGACUGGGCCUGGCACACACAGCCAGAGGCUACAGGAGUUGGUGCCCUGCCUUCCAGGGAGACGGCACUGUUCACCACACCUGCCUGGGCCUUGGGGAAGAAAAGCAGGCGGCUGCGGCUGGUGGGCGGCCCGGGCCCGUGCCGCGGCCGCGUGGAGGUGAUGUACGCCGGGGGCUGGGGCACCGUCUGCGACGAUGACUGGGACUUCGCGGAUGCGCGCGUGGCAUGCCGCGAGGCGGGCUGCGGGCCUGCGCUGGGCGCCACAGGCCUGGGCCACUUCGGCUACGGCCGCGGCCCUGUGCUGCUGGACAACGUGGGCUGCACCGGCACGGAGGCCCGCCUGAGCGACUGCUUCCACCUGGGCUGGGGCCAGCACAACUGCGGCCACCACGAGGAUGCGGGCGCGCUCUGCUCAGGCCCAGAGGAGCUAGGACUGCAAGUCCAGCAGGACGGUUCUGAGACCACCUGGGUGCCCACUCCUCGGCCCAGAGACGGGCACCUACGCCUGGCCAAUGGAGCCCACCGAUGCGAGGGGCGUGUAGAACUUUUCCUAGGGCAGCGAUGGGGCACUGUUUGUGAUGAUGCUUGGGACCUGCGGGCAGCCAGUGUCCUGUGCCGCCAGCUGGGCUGUGGCCAGGCCCUGGCAGCUCCUGGCGAGGCCCACUUUGGCCCAGGCCGAGGCCCCAUCCUCCUGGACAAUGUCAAGUGCCGUGGGGACGAGAGUGCCCUUCUGCUCUGCUCUCAUAUCCGCUGGGAUGCCCACAACUGUGACCACAGCGAGGAUGCCAGUGUCCUGUGCCGGCCAUUGUGACUCAGCCUGCUCUGCAGACCACCUCUUCUGGGAGCCUACUGUGGCCUGCCCCUCUUCCUCCAGGAAGCCCUCCUCCUGUGACAACUGCAGUUCACUCUGCCCUUCCCUCCCUUGUCUGGGUGAGAACCUGCUCAGACAGUGUGGUCCUGUAUAGAGGAGGCUGGCUCUACUCCAUCAACUUACUGUGUGACCUCACCUGUCAUCAGCUAUUGUAGGCCCAAUUCAAUGAAAGCUCCCACUUUCUGCUCAGCCAAAACAGAAAACGUGGGAAGGGAAUGAUUCCUAAUUCUCCUCCUUGGUGGGGCUCCUGUUACAGCACCCCGACCCUGCCUUCCUAGACCUCGGUCCAAGAGGUUCGGGAGCCCUCCGUAAAUGGAUUCCCUCCCUUCCCCCUACCCAUCUUGGGAUCUUCAAGAAGAGGGAAGGCAGGAGAGGCCUACGGCUCUUACCUUGGACUGCCUGAGCCUGCAGAAGAACCUGGGUCCUUGCCCUGGCCUGCUCCAUGAGGGCCCAGACUCAGAUGGUGCUUGGCUGGACAAGGGGACUGGAGGGGCCAAGACAGGGACAGCGGCCCCUCCCUGCAGCUAGAACAGCAUCUCUGAUUUAUGCUGCCCCCACCACAGAGCCUCCACUUUGCACUAGCAAAGAACCCUGGGGGCCUGUAGCCACCCGUUCAUAGGUGCCAAGUCAAUAAAGCAUUGUCCCCCCGUCUUUUAACUGAGGUCGGUGUUUGGGCACAAGUGCAUCGGUUGUGGCAGCAGGAAAGACUCUGGUUAGGACUUGCUGGAGGAAACAGGCUUGGAGGUGGAGGGUGGUUCAAGAACAUGGUCAGAGAGCUCUCAGCAGGCCCACACGUCCUGGAAAUGCUGACUCUCAGUGUCAGGCCUGGAAGGCCCCUAGAGGUCCCCUAGCCCAUCCCCGCUUGCCUUUUGCAUAUAGAGAAAUCUGGGUUCUGCAAAAGGAAGGGGUGUGCUCAAGGUCACAUGGCAAGGUGCCGGAGUCACUAGAAGAGAAAAAUCGA